This is a messenger RNA of Ophidiomyces ophidiicola, 3663 nucleotides long. RefSeq lists its product as uncharacterized. The record is from RefSeq and is a predicted model, not a curated record. NCBI's taxonomy places the organism in Eukaryota, Fungi, Ascomycota, Eurotiomycetes, Onygenales, Onygenaceae. The transcript has 14 exons. Gene Ontology annotation, molecular function: glycosyltransferase activity; protein binding. Bases 1 to 3663 code for a protein of 1220 amino acids.
AUGGAUGGGCCUAUGACAAGGAACCAUGCGUUCGAGGAGGAAGUAGCAGAUACAGCUGGCCAGGCGAAACUAAGGCAAUAUGUGGUGGCUGUCAUGGAACGAAACGCCCACGAACAGCAGUUCCAGCGCCGAACUUCUGUAUAUCAGAAGCAUGACUUGUUGGAACAUAUCAGGAAGAAAUCAUGGUCCGGACCUCCAUCGGAAGUACGCCACUUCUCACUUCUCAUAUCAUACUGGUUUCUACUUGGAACUAUUUAUGGCGGGCUCUCUGCAUCCGCAACGGACGAUGAUAUUGGCGUUGCCCUCGCCGUCCGCGACACAACGUAUUUCCUUGACUUCGCGGAACAGCAUUUCCCUCGCGAGAAGGGCAAGGAUAUUCCCGAAAUGGUGACAGACUAUGUUGUGGCGCAAGUCCGCCAAUAUAAGCAAGAACAUAUGGAGAAGUUCAUUGGCAUUGCCCUUCCGAUUAAUCUAGCAGUCCAUUGCCCACGUCUCUGCCCGCGAUUGUGGCUUGAGCUUGAUAUUGUUCCGUUGGUUCUACAUGGAAAAGGGGUGCAUAGUGUUGGGUGGAUUAAUACUGAAAUCUGGAAUUCCAAAAUGCUGGACGAGCAAGCUGAAUCCAUUGCUCGGAAAUGUAUUACAUUUUUCGGCCCAAACAAGGCUCCUCUACUUCAAGUUGGUUUUCGAGGCAUUGUUGAAGUAGAUGCAGGAUUCCACGCUGUUCUAUGCACGAUUCGUGAUUACGAAAAGACUGUUGGGCAGAGAACCUGGGAUGCAGUGCAAAAAUAUGCUACUGAUUUGAAACGUCGCAACGUCAAGAUAGCUUUCUUCAGUAGUACGCCUCAGGGGGGCGGCGUCGCCUUGAUGAGACAUGCACUUGUUCGAUUCUCAGAGGCACUUGGAACAGACAUUAAAUGGUAUGUUCCGCGACCUAAGCCAGGUAUAUUCCGCAUCACCAAGACCAAUCACAACAUCCUUCAAGGUGUAGCAAGAAGCGAUGAAAGACUUACAGAUGAACAUAAGCAGCAGCUCACAAGUUGGAUUUCCACCAAUGCUGAACGCUAUUGGUUUACGAGCGGAGGCCCAUUGGAGCCACCAGAGGCAGGGGGCGCAGAUAUAGUGAUCAUCGACGACCCACAGAUGCCAGGCUUGAUUCCAUUAAUCAAGAAAAUCACGCCCAAUCGCCCAGUCAUAUAUCGGAGCCAUAUUCAAAUUCGGAGUGAUUUAGUAGAUGACCCAUCAACGCCACAGGCAGAUGCAUGGGCAUACUUUUGGGAGAAUAUCAAACAGGCAGAUCUAUUUAUCAGCCAUCCCGUUAGUGCUUUCGUUCCAUCUAAUGUGGAUCCCAAAUCUGUCGGAUAUUUGCCUGCUUCAACGGAUUGGCUGGACGGGCUGAAUAAAAAUAUGGAAGAUUGGGAUGUCGGGUAUUAUGGACGUUUGUUCAACGCAAAAUGCCGUGAAAUCGGGAUGACUAGUAUUAACUAUCCAAAGGAUGAGUAUAUUGUCCAGGUUGCCAGAUUUGACCCUUCAAAGGGUAUCUUCGAUGUUGUUCAGUCAUAUGCCAAGUUCUUUGAUAAGAUCAAACAGGAGACCAUCCCCCCAAAGCUUCUGAUCUGCGGCCACGGGUCCGUGGACGACCCCGAUGGUGCCGUAAUUUAUGACGCCGUUAUUGAAUAUCUUGAGUCCCAAAUGCGACAUCUCAAGCCUUAUGUCUGUGUGAUGCAUAUUCCUCCAUCCGAUCAGAUCCUCAAUGCCGUUCUUUCCAAAGCCAGGGUUGCAUUGCAACUUUCCGUUAGAGAGGGAUUCGAAGUUAAAGUCUCAGAAGCUUUGCACAAGGGUAAACCAGUUAUCGCAACUCUAGCAGGAGGCAUUCCACUGCAGGUUCAGCAUGGAAAGAAUGGGUUUUUAGUUGAUGUCGGAGAUACGGAUGCUGUGGCGCAGCAUCUUUAUGACCUUUGGACCAAUGAAGAUUUGUACGAUCAAAUGAGUCAGUAUGCGCUGAGCAGUGUCAGUGACGAAGUAUCAACAGUCGGAAAUGCGCUGUCCUGGCUCUAUCUUGCCAGCCAUAUGACUCAGGGCCAGCUUUGUAAGCCUCAUGGCCGGUGGAUCAACGAUAUGGCUAGAGAGGCAGCCGGUGAGCCGUAUAUCAAGAGCGAGAACAGGUUGAAGCGACAGGUCCACGACCCAGAGAAAAAGAAAUACUUUAGGAUAGCGGCCAACCAUCUGGUUCCGCAAGGCUCAAAGUACUCUAGAGCUGAAGUUGCCAAACGGGAAGAGGCCGAGGCAAAUAAAAAGGAGCAAAAAAGCUUCGAUGAACGGGUGUCCACACAGAGAAUCCAGCGCUCCAAACUGUCGUCUCAUCCAAUUCUUGGGAAAAUGGGGAUCCAGCGAGAGAUUGGAUAUGGAAAUCUAUCAUCCACCCACUACCGUGGCGAAGCUUGUAUUGAGCUGUUUGAAAGAACCAGGAUUUAUGAUAACGAUUCUCCAAAUAGCUCGUUACUAAUUAGAAGAGUUGGCCGAGACCCUCGCACAGCUCGUCUUAUAACGACUUGGAAUAUUCCUGGCCCAACAGCACUCCGCGUUGUUUCUCCUACGGCCCCAACUUUUCCGUGGGGAUAUAGCUCCGCUACCCCAAGCUGCGAUUUUCUACGUAGACGGGAUGAAUUCGUUGAAUCGUUUGCAAUUUCUCACUCAGGACACCUGAUGUAUGUUGAUUUUGAGCCCACAUUUUAUUCUGUGUCUGUUGACCGUCAUCGAAGGGCACUUUCACAUGCGAUCACUGGUGUUCGUGCUGUCUUAAGCGUCGGAAUGCUAGAAUCAUCCUCUGACACUUAUAACGGAGACACGUUUGUAGGCCCAUCUGUCCGUUUCUCUCGUUUUGGAUGGUCGAUUUGCAAUGUUGCUGCUUCUCCAGACAUAACUUCGAGCACUUUUACUGUCGGUUGUGGUACCGACUUGGUCAUACUUUCUAAUAACCAGGCCCAGUGGAAUCUCAAGACGCUCAAAAAAUUCUCCUCACAUAUUAGCGCUGUUGACUGGCUGAGUAGGAAUGUCAUUAUUUCUGGAGCCAUGAGCUCAAAAGUCUCAUUAUAUGACGUUCGGAGUGAAGGUUCAGCUGCAAGGUUUCAACAUAGCCACGGUGUACAGGCUCUUAAGGUAUUGAAUGGGUGGAACGUAAUUGUUGCUGGACACGAUAGUUCGUUGAAUAUGUAUGACCUGCGAUAUGCCCCGAAUGUCACAGAUGAACGCCCUCAGCCAAGUAGUCGAAGCCACCGUGGGACAAAACCUUGUAUGGUCUUCAAUGACAUACAAUGCAGUGAAUUUCAUAAUAUUGAUAUAUGCCCUGAGCUUGACCUGCUAGCUUGUGCCACGAAUCUACGCACAGUUCAGCUUUUUUCCCUUGUGACAGGAAGAAAAUUUAAAUCCGAAUUUUUGCCUCUUCACGAUAGCGUUGGCGAGAGUGAAAAUGGUCAAGUUGAAAAGCUAACUACAUAUUGUUACAAAUCAAAUAUUUCUUCUGUUCAUUUUGAUAAUCUACCGGAUCGUUUCGAGUUAUUAGCAGACUACGACGACAAAGAGCGUGAUUUCAGUAAGGGGGGAGGUGCUGGAAAGCCUAGCCUUCUAGUUGCUUCUGGAAGUUCAGUUGAUGAAUGGCAUUUGUGA